AUGCAAAGCCUGGGGGCAAUCAGGAGCCCUGAGAGGCACGCGGCGAAGGCGAACCAGGCUGUCAACCACCAGGGUGUGACCCUUCAGGUGCCGAGCCGCGAUCGAGCAAAGGCAAAGCCACUCAUUCAGGCAAGGCCGGCGGCUGCUUUUAAGUCAAAGCCUACAAUUGCAUUGCAAAGCACUGAAGGGCUGCCGGCAAAAGAGGAGCCAUUGGCAAAACCCCACACGGCCCAAUGCUCGUUGGCCGUUGAGGCGUGUCAGCUUUGUGGCUUUCGCAAUCCUAUGCCUGAAGCUCUCAUUCUUCUGCUGCCUGGUCUUCUCACCUCACAUCUUGCUCCCGAUGGCUCAAUGAAACGAUGCUGCAGCAAGGCACCCAAAAGGCAGCAGGCUGCACACCUACUUCAGUCGCACCCUCAUCUUACAGCAAGUCAGCGCCGGCCAGGAGCCCAGGGCCCUUGCACUCGCAGGUGUAGGCCCGGCUCGCCUGGCUUCCCCGUUGGCGCCCUUGGCUCAAGCAAAGCGAUUUCCGUGAAUUCUCGGUGUGGCGCUGGGAGCAGCACUUUUGUUGCGUCCGUGGCUCUGCGCUGA
Effrenium voratum is the source of this 588-nucleotide messenger RNA. The record is from the annotation of a GenBank genome assembly. NCBI's taxonomy places the organism in Eukaryota, Dinophyceae, Suessiales, Symbiodiniaceae.